GCCGCCUCCCAUUUCUCCGGGCAUGCCGCCGCAGCACAGGUACGAGGUGCUCAUGGAGGCCGGCCGCCUCGCCGCCGAGUACCUGGUGGCGAAAGGCGUGCUCCCGCCCGCGUCCCUGCAGCGCGGUGUCGGCAGCGCCGGAUGGAGCCAGAUGCCGCCUCCACUGCAGGACGCCCCUGCGUUCUACGACUCCCGCCGGAACGGCCGCCAGCGGCUCGACGACGAGUACAGCGAGCCUAACCCCCGCUCGCGGCGGAACAAUGGUGGGGAUUACAACAGCGGUAGCUACAAUGGGAGGGGGAAGAGGAAGUUCGGUGCUUACAAUAGGAGUUCAGAUUGGGGCCAGGAUAGAGAGAGGAGUACUAGGGGUUACUUGGAUAGCCGGAAUUACGACGACGGUGACGAUGAGGAGGAUUCGGCUCCUGGGUAUAGGAGGGAGCGGCGCGGGAGUGGGGUGGUUGAUGACAUUGGGAGUAGCUUGUCCGGGGUGGCUGGGGAGGGACCUGCUUCAAAGGUGGAGGCUGUGGGAGAGUCAGAGCUGGAGGAUACUGGGUCGAAGGUGAUCCCUAACAGCAAUGGCAUGACAGGUGUUGAUGCCCUGCAGGAUGCGGAUGAUUCUAACAAGAUGCAGGAGGAUAGUAAGGUGUCCAGUUCAGUGGUCUUGGAGCAAGGGGCGAACGGGGAGAGUAUUCUUAAUCAUUCUUCUCCUAGUGUUGAUGAGGAGGGAGAGAUAAAGCAUUCGCCGUUGCGCUCAGAUGAUGACAAGGUUUUGCCCGACAAGCCUGAUGGUAGUGCUAGUAUUAUGGACGAGAGGGCUGAAUGUGACAAGGCUUCGGAUGAGAAGGCUGAAGAUAAGGCUUCUGAUGAGAAGGUAUCAAGCGUUCAGAAUGAUCUCAGUGAUGAUUGCCAGAACUUGCUUAGCCACUGUAGUUUUGCAAGAGCCCCAACAAGACCACGAUCAGUACUUGCGCCUAGGAAUGGAGCACCGGCCCAUAGAGAUGCUGCAUUGGCCGAACAGGUAGAUCUGGCUCCUCCGACGCUGAUCGAUGAAGUAGCAAGUGGCAGCUCGUUGACUGACGUUCAGGGAGACAAUAAAGAUGGCCUUGUUUGCCUGGAACACACUGACCCAAGUAUUGCUUGCAAUCAAAUGGUGGAACAAGCGACUCUCCAAGAAAAAGAAACGCAAGAUAUGAGAGAAAAGAAUAAUACUGCACAACAUUACGUGGUUCAGGAAGUUAAGGAGCACGAUGGGCUAUAUCCUACGUUGGCCUCUCAUCAAGAUUGCAUGAAGCUUCAAAUCAGGGAAGGGGUGCAAAUUUACAAUAUUGAUACACCGCCACAAGAUGAAGACUUGACUGAUUCAGCUGAUAAAGGGAAAACAGUUUGCGUGGAAUUAUUACCUAAUAUCGGAGCUGAAGCUGUUGUCAAAAUGGAAGAGGAAAAGCUUGGUCAAUCUAGCUCGUUUAAAAUACGUGAUCUGAACCUGAUUGGUAGUCCAGAGAAUGCUGAGAUACGACAUGAUCUUGGUUUUGGCCAAUGCUCCACUAAUGUAUCUUCAGUGGAAACACGCAAUCAGCAGCAUUUGGACUUUGUAGCAUCUAUGGAUAAUGCAAGUAAUACUGACAUGUAUUCCCACAUCCCGUUGGAUGAUAAGGUUGUUAUUGAUAUCGAAGAUGACUCGCCAAUCGAACCUAGUGUUUGUGACACUACAAGAGCAGAAAGCGGGAUAGUAUACUCAAGCAUAGAUACUAUGAUGCACCCUGCUGUGAACACCAACAUUUUUCCUGGUUUGCAAGAUGAUUAUAAUCUUGCAAUUCCAGAUUUCCUUGGUGCUGAUAUGCCAUGUUAUCCACCAAUACAAACAGAUGUUCAUGCUGAGAUGGGCCUAAACGAGUCAGAGGUCAUCACUGUCAUGGAUGAUCCAAUAUAUGGUUCUCUCACUGAUAUUGGUAAUUGA
Lolium rigidum is the source of this 1957-nucleotide messenger RNA. RefSeq lists its product as uncharacterized. NCBI's taxonomy places the organism in Eukaryota, Viridiplantae, Streptophyta, Magnoliopsida, Poales, Poaceae. Bases 23 to 1957 code for a protein of 644 amino acids. The transcript has 3 exons. The record is from RefSeq and is a predicted model, not a curated record.